UAAUAAAAUCAAAUAGUCGCGUCUGAAUUUCCCGAGAGAGAGAGAGAGCGCAAUGGGAAGUGAAGAGGAGAGUGCAGUGAAGGAGCCAUUGGAUCUCAUAAGGCUCAGUCUUGACGAGAGAAUCUACGUUAAACUCCGUUCCGACAGAGAACUCCGCGGCAAACUUCAUGCUUAUGAUCAGCAUCUUAAUAUGAUUCUUGGUGAUGUUGAAGAAAUUGUGACCACAAUCGAGAUUGAUGAUGAAACUUAUGAAGAGAUAGUUCGGACGACGAGACGGACCGUCCCUUUCCUAUUUGUUCGUGGAGAUGGUGUAAUACUGGUGUCUCCUCCACUGCGGACUGUUUGAUCAGGAGAAAAGCUGUGCUGGUCACAAGUGUGUAUCCAAAUCUGCAAUCACGCUAUAUUUUGUUUAAGGUGCUGCAGUUGACUCAAUAGACUAUUACUGGGGAAAUGUUGGGGAAGGUGGUCUGUGUAACAAUCUGGUUUUCGAAGCAAAAGACUACUAAUUUUGAAAUCCUUGUGAUCAUUCUAGCAUUUGCUAUUGUACCCUGAGCUUCAUAAGUUUAUGUAAUUGAUUAGGACCUCAUGAAUCUUGAACUGCCUAUUUCUAAGGUGCAGCUGUAAAAUGAUCAAAGUGACUGUUUAUCAAAAUAGGGGUGUCAAAGACUGACAACAUGCUCUUAACUUGAA
This is a messenger RNA of Nicotiana tabacum (common tobacco), 690 nucleotides long. The record is from RefSeq and is a predicted model, not a curated record. NCBI's taxonomy places the organism in Eukaryota, Viridiplantae, Streptophyta, Magnoliopsida, Solanales, Solanaceae.